Messenger RNA from Hyphopichia burtonii NRRL Y-1933, 432 nucleotides. RefSeq lists its product as uncharacterized. The record is from RefSeq and is a predicted model, not a curated record. Lineage: Eukaryota; Fungi; Ascomycota; Pichiomycetes; Serinales; Debaryomycetaceae. The transcript has 2 exons. The annotation marks the transcript as partial.
CCCCAAUUGACUAACAUCUCGAGAUUCUCUCUUGUAUUGGAGAACAAGGGCAAUGUUGCAAGGGACCAAUUGGCCAACGAAAGGACCCUACUAUCCUAUGUUAGAACCGCUUUAGGCUUGAUGACCCUCAGCAUUGGGUUUUUGCAGUUUUACCGAAUGGAAAUGAAGUCUACAACCGUUAUAGUGGACGGCACUAAAUAUGACAUCUCCCGUGAUCCAGGUUCUUUUUUCAUAGAGAAAUUAGGAAAAUCAAUAGGAAUAAUAGCCAGCACCAUAAGUUUGGUAGUGAUCCUCAUUGGUGCCUUCACUUAUUAUCAAAACCAAAGCAUGUUCACCCAUAACAUCUACCCUGCUCCCCGUAUCACCAUCACUUUGAUAGCAGUGGUAUUCAUUGCGCUUUUUGCCCUUCUACUCGCAAUAGACAUCAAACUG